GGAAAAAAAGAAACCCUAGAGAUGCUGCAGAUCCGCCUGAGCAAGAUCGGCUCGUCGGACUCCGGCGCCGCCGUCUCUGGCGCGGCAGCCGCGGGCGGCGCUUCCGCCGCCGCGGGGGCGGCUGCGGCGCUGGGCGGUGGCGUCCCGGAGUCGGUCACCGUGGCGUGCCCCGAUCACCUGGUGAUUGCGGACCUCCCCGUCGCGAAGAGCCUCGGCGCCGUUACGACCUCGGCCGCCGCCGCCGCGCGCGCCAUCGGGCGCCGCUCCCGCCGCCCGCUCGGGGAGCGUGUCCACAUCUGCUCCCGCUGCGAGUUCCCCAUCGCCAUCUACGGCCGCCUCAUUCCUUGCGAACAUGCCUUUUGUUUAACCUGUGCAAGAAGUGAUUCCAGCUGCUAUCUAUGUGAUGAGCGUAUUCAGAAGAUACAGAGUGUGAAAAUGAUGGAAGGGAUUUUCAUCUGUGCUGCACCGAUGUGUCUCAAAUCUUUCCUUAAGAAAGCAGAUUUUGAGUCUCAUGUGCCUGAAGCCCAUGCUAACCUCCUACAAACUAAUAUAGAGAAGGAAGAACGUAACGAGUCAGAUGCUCCUAACAUCUCCCGUGCUUCUGCAGGGGAUACUCAAAGACAAUCUCAAAUGCCUGAAAUGUCCACUGCACGUGCUCCUCCGAGGCCAGGUGUUUCACCCACUUCAACUUCUCACAUGCAAGAUCGUGAAGAACGCUCCCGCUACCACCAAUCCAGGGAGCAAACCCCACUAAGGCCCCCAAUGCUUUCAAAACCGCCAUCAUUCCAUGGCCGCCACUCAUAUCCACCAGGGGAUGCUCAGGCCGAGAACAACCCACCUCAAGGAUUCGACCGGCCCUACAGCUGGGCUUCUCAGUCACGCCAGGAGAGCCCUGGUGCGGCAACUCCACUUCGCCAAGAAUCUGACCACAGUACUCAGGACAAGCAACAAUUGAUGGCUAAUGCACCCUUUAUGUUUCCACCGAUUCCUCCUCAUCAGGCAAACUUUAUGAUGCCCAUGAAUAUGAAUCAGCCUAUGAUCCCCAAUGCGCCAUUCAAUUAUCCUCUCCAGCAAGAUGGAAAUCCUCAGUAUUUUGCCGCCCCUUUCCAGAUGCAACUACCAGAUACUGGAUCAGACCAAGGUUCCAUGUCAGGUAUCCAGCCUCCAGGUGGUCCUAUGAGCUUCCCUGAGGGGCUUCAGCGCCCAUGGGCUAUGGGACUGAUGGGUAAUCCAUUUCAGUCAAUGGCCCUUGGGCAGGGAAUGGCUGAUGGUGCAGGUGAUCCUCAGGGUGGUGGUGGUAUGGCCUUCAUGCAGGCCAGUUUUGGGGGCAUUCCUGAUGGCUCCAUGAAUCCAGGCAUGUCAGAUCGAGGUGAUGGAAGGGGUGUUCUAGCACAGAUGCCUAUGCCGGUGCAAAUGCAGAUGUCACUUCCCCCACCUCCACCUACACAACCACCAUCAGGCUCACAACAAUCUUUUAACAGGAGUUGAUGUUUUUGUGCACUAACUGAUGGUUAUUGCCAAAUUGCAUGUUAAUUCGUUGAGCAAAUUGUAAUUUUUUCAUUUUAGCAUGCAACUUAUGAGAAUUGGGUAGCUCAGUUCUAUCCCUUAAGUGCCUGCCCAGCUAUUGGUGGAAGGAGCUUGUAUUAUGCAAUAACUGGUCCUGUUUGAAUGAAAUGUUUGCGAUUUCUGAAA
Messenger RNA from Panicum hallii, 1692 nucleotides. RefSeq names its product E3 ubiquitin-protein ligase Hakai. The record is from RefSeq and is a predicted model, not a curated record. The coding region runs from base 22 to 1488 and encodes 488 amino acids. The transcript is spliced from 3 exons. Gene Ontology annotation, molecular function: ubiquitin protein ligase activity. Gene Ontology annotation, biological process: protein ubiquitination; regulation of cell adhesion. NCBI's taxonomy places the organism in Eukaryota, Viridiplantae, Streptophyta, Magnoliopsida, Poales, Poaceae.